Molecule: messenger RNA, 996 nt
Organism: Cladocopium goreaui
Lineage: Eukaryota; Dinophyceae; Suessiales; Symbiodiniaceae
Source: the annotation of a GenBank genome assembly
AUGUAUGGUUGCGUGUAUCCCAGCUUCGGGGAGGCCAUCAGCCACACGCUAUCCUCCACCCGCACUCUGCUGAGCACGGCCCGUCGGCUGCGCGCUGCGGUGAGCGACGCCGAGUUUGCGGCGCACACGGCGCGGCAGCGAGCGACGGCGGCGCAGACGGCGCGGACGGCGGAGGACGAGGGACUGCUGCGGGAAGCGCUCGCGCGGUUGCGGGGGGAACCGGUGGAACUGCAGGUGGCGAACGCCUUGGCACAGCACGCCGGGCUCCUCCCAGCCGACCAGGAGCCCACACAACCCACAGCUCCGGUGCCGCCGCUGGUGGAGAUGACUGAGAUGAUCCAUGAGAAGAUGCUGCAGACCGCCAUGGUGUCACGGCACCUGGUAGAGCUCGCCUGGAUCUCCGAGUCCCAAGAGCCGUUGAGUCAGGGCGGCGUGCUGCCCAGCGUCAGCUCUGACGAGUUGGUGCAGAGUUUGAUGGGCGAAGGCGGCGAAGGCGGCGAGGAGGAUGAGAAGUCGGGCGAUUACUAUGGCUGGACGUCCACCAUGGACCUGGGUCCGAUCAAGUACAAAGGAAUCAAAUUCACCGAUAUCCAGCUGGAUCGUUACAAUCGCGAGAAGGGAUCAUCCUUCUAUUUCCUGGAGCUACAGAUGCCCUUGGGACUUCAACUGGAAGAAGUGGAGGUAGAUGGUGUGGGCACCGUGAUUCAGGUAACAGAGAUCGUGGAUGGUGGCAGCGCGAAGGAAGACAAAAGCAUUCGUGUUGGUGACUACCUCCGCGCAGUUACCACGCCACAAAGGAAGUUAAGUGGCGAGGAGGGUGAAGAAGGUGACAUCACGGAGACCUUCGGAGCCAGCGCCGGGGAGCAGACGAAGGCGGUGCUGGUCAUUCCUCGUGGUUUUCCCUUUCAGCGGGUGAUGGACGAAAUUUCGGAGAACAAAAAACUCGACGGCUAUGCAGGGUUGGUCUUUGAACGGCCCUUUGUGGAGGAUGAAUGA